UUCAUUAAUUCUCUCUCUCAUUCUCAACGACAAUGCCAAAGUUUCAACAUAUUUUGUUCACUUUUCUGCUUCUUCUUCUUCUACUCAAUGUAAGCCAAACACUGUGCCAUACCAAAGGACUCAGACCAAGAAAUUCUGGAGGGAAGCAUCCGACAACAAAUGAGACUAGAGCCCAAUUCUCGGAAAUGCAAUUUAUGAAGUGGGUCAAAUUUGUAGGUAGUCUAAAACACUCACUUUUCAAGACAGCAAAGAACAAGCUUUUCCCUUCGUAUACUUUAACCGUGGCAAAGAACCCAGCGGCCGGAGACUUUACCAAAAUUCAAGAUGCUAUUGAUUCUCUUCCUUUCAUCAAUCUUGUCAGAGUGGUCAUCAAAGUCCAUGCAGGUGUUUACACGGAGAAGGUUAAUAUACCUCCAUUAAAAUCUUUUAUAACCAUAAAAGGAGCAGGAGCUGAUAAAACAAUAGUUCAAUGGGGAGACACCGCUCAAACUCCAGGCCCAAAGGGAAGACCUAUGGGGACAUACAGUUCUGCAACUUUUGCCGUUAAUUCUCCAUAUUUCAUUGCCAAGAACAUCACAUUCAAGAAUACAACACCAGUUCCAGCCCCAGGAGCCGUAGGAAAACAAGCAGUAGCAUUCAGAAUAUCAGCAGAUACAGCAAGUUUUUGGGGGUGUAAAUUCUUAGGAGGACAGGAUACACUGUAUGAUCAACUGGGUAGGCACUAUUAUAAGGAUUGUUAUAUUGAAGGGUCGGUUGAUUUCAUAUUUGGCAAUGGGCUUUCCCUGUUUGAGGGAUGUCACGUGCAUGCAAUAGCACAGAAUACAGGGGCCCUAACAGCACAACAAAGAAGCAGUCUAUUAGAAGACACGGGCUUCUCUUUCGUGAACUGUAAGGUCACGGGCUCUGGAGCUCUAUAUUUGGGGAGAGCUUGGGGCCCCUUCUCUCGAGUAGUCUUCGCAUACACUUACAUGGACAACAUUAUUAUUCCCAAAGGCUGGUACAAUUGGGGAGAUCCCAAUCGUGAAAUGACUGUAUUUUAUGGACAAUACAAAUGCACAGGACCAGGAGCUAACUUCGCAGGGAGAGUUCCAUGGUCAAGAGAACUCACUGAUGAGGAAGCCAAGCCUUUUAUUUCUCUUAGUUACAUUGAUGGAUCUGAAUGGAUUAAGCUAUAAUAAUUAUCAAUAUUUUAUCCAAUCUUAAUUUGUUC
Messenger RNA from Pistacia vera, 1210 nucleotides. RefSeq names its product probable pectinesterase 53. Bases 33 to 1175 code for a protein of 380 amino acids. Gene Ontology annotation, biological process: cell wall modification. NCBI's taxonomy places the organism in Eukaryota, Viridiplantae, Streptophyta, Magnoliopsida, Sapindales, Anacardiaceae. The record is from RefSeq and is a predicted model, not a curated record. Gene Ontology annotation, molecular function: pectinesterase activity. The transcript is spliced from 5 exons.